Salvelinus fontinalis (brook trout) is the source of this 10965-nucleotide messenger RNA. Its product is annotated as homeobox-containing protein 1-like. Bases 155 to 1645 code for a protein of 496 amino acids. The transcript is spliced from 9 exons. Gene Ontology annotation, molecular function: double-stranded telomeric DNA binding. The record is from RefSeq and is a predicted model, not a curated record. NCBI's taxonomy places the organism in Eukaryota, Metazoa, Chordata, Actinopteri, Salmoniformes, Salmonidae. Gene Ontology annotation, cellular component: nucleus. Gene Ontology annotation, biological process: positive regulation of DNA-templated transcription.
AUGUUUCCCCUUGUGGGUUUAUAAACUCUGUGACAAUAAGCUUGUAAUUGAAAUCUAGCACUCCUGCUACAAUCCGGCAGUCAAUGUGUUGUUGCUACGGUUAAUAAGUGGCAUUUCCCCCCCACACACACGGUUCAGUGGUGGUGCGAUUUAAAUGGUCAAAUGUACAGAGGCACAUCGAGAUAGAGAGCCAAGGAUGUCUCAUUACACAGACGAACCUCGCUUCACCAUCGAGCAGAUCGACCUGCUCCAGAGGCUGUGGCGUACGGGCAUGACCAAGCAGGAGAUCCUCCACGCCCUGGACACCCUAGACCGGCUGGACCGCGAGCACGGGGACAAGUUUGGACAUCGCACCUCCUACGGGGGAGGAGCGAGCAGCUCUGUGUCAGACCCCAAUUGCACCACCUCCAACAACACUGCAGCCACCACAUCCUCUACGACAUCCUCUUCCUGUAGUAUUAUUCAUAAUAAUGCCGCUGGUGGGAGCAGCCAUGUUAACAACACCACCCUGUCCUCUUCCUGCGCCAACUCUACCGUCGCACAGACCCAGUACCUCUCGCCGCGCGGGGGGCUGUCGCCUAGCAACAGCUACGACACCUCCCCACCGCCCGGCCUGCCCUCCCCAGUGUCACUGGUCACCAUGGCGCAGAACGGGGGGCGGGACAGCCUGGUGGCGACGCCCAAUGGGAAGCUCUCGCCGCCGCGGUACCCGGUGAACAGUGCAGCGGCCGCCAGGGCGUUCGGGUUCGAGGCCACGGAGGAGGAGCUGGAAAUCGAUGACAAGGUGGAGGAGCUCAUGAGGAGAGACGGCAGCAUUGUGAAGGAAGAGAUCAAGUCGUUCCUGGGGAACAGGAGAAUCUCUCAGGCUGUGGUGGCCCAGGUCACAGGAAUCAGUCAGAGCAGGAUCUCUCAUUGGUUGCUUCAACACGGCUCUGACCUCAGUGAACAGAAGAAGAGAGCUUUCUACCACUGGUACCAGCUAGAGAAGACCUCCCCAGGUGCCACUCUAAACAUGCGCCACGCCCCAAUGGCUAUGGAGGAAAUGGAUUGGCGACAGACCACACCCCAUAUAAGUACCGCCCCAGGAAUCUUCCGGCUACGCAGAGGAAGUCGUUUUACCUGGAGGAAAGAAUGUCUGGCUGUGAUGGAGAGCUACUUCAAUGACAACCAGUAUCCCGACGAAGCUAAGAGAGAGGAGAUCUCUAACGCCUGCAACGCUGUCAUCCAGAAACCAGGGAAGAAGCUAUCGGACCUGGAGAGAGUCAGCUCUCUUAAAGUGUACAACUGGUUUGCCAACCGACGCAAGGAGAUCAAGAGACGAGCUAAUAUUGAAGCCACAAUCCUGGAGAGCCAUUGGAUAGACGUCCAGAGUCCCGGAGGACACUCGAACAGCGACGACAUCGAUGGAGGCGACUACACAGAACAGGCCUGUGACCUGGCCUACUUCGACAAGAGACCCAUGGCCAGACCCUUUGGCUUCUACAGGCUAGAGCCCACUUCACCCACACAGGAUGAUGGUACUGACCACCAGGACCCCAUCUCUCUGGCUGUGGAGAUGGCUGCAGUCAACCAUACCAUCCUGGCUCUGUCCCGGACUGGAGGGGUGCCCAGCGACAUCAAGACAGAGGUCCCGGACGAUGACUGAAGAGGUGGUUACUGGACAGUGACUGUGGGAGGAAGGAGUGGGUAGCGAAGGGUAAUAAUCAAGAGGAUACAGUGUGUGUGUGCGUGAGAGAUUGUGGUUCAAGGAAUGUGAAGAUGACCAAAUUGAAACUAUCAAACUCCAGCCACCCUCCUUCCCCUUGUUCUCAGCCCCUCCACGGCCCCAGUGUACUGUACCCCCCUUCCCCUUGUUCUCAGCCCCUCCACGGCCCCAGUGUACUGUACCCUCCUUCCCCUUGUUCUCAGCCCCUCCACGGCCCCAGUGUACUGAACCCCUCCUUCCCCUUGUUCUCAGCCCCUCCACGGCCCCAGUGUACUGAACCCCUCCUUCCCCUUGUUCUCAGGCCCUCCACGGCCCCAGUGUACUGUACCCUCCUUCCCCUUGUUCUCAGCCCCUCCACGGCCCCAGUGUACUGUACCCCCCUUGUUCUCAGGCCCUCCACGGCCCCAGUGUACUGUACCCCCCUUGUUCUCAGGCCCUCCACGGCCCCAGUGUACUGUACCCCCCUUGUUCUCAGGCCCUCCACGGACCCAGUGUACUGAACCCUGUCUUGUCCUCAUCGGAGUGAAAAAGUUGAGUGGAGAAUAAUAAAUGUCUGUUUUCUGGACCGCCACCCCAAUAUGGUGCCACUGGCCUGGGGCCCUGGUCAACCGGUUUUCCCACUCCUCCUCUGAGCCCAGACCCACAUACCUCAAUCCUAUCUGGGUGCAGCUGUACUGUAUAUAUGGAAUCUGUUCUCAUCAGCGACAUAGAAGUCUGUUGUAGAACGUUCUAGAAUAGAAGUCUGUUCUAGAAUAGAAGUCUGUUCUGGAAUAGAAGUCUGUUCUGGAAUAGAAGUCUGUUCUGGAAUAGAAGUCUGUUCUGGAAUAGAAGUCUGUUCUGGAAUAGAAGUCUGUUGUAGAACGUUCUAGAAUAGAAGUCUGUUGUAGAACGUUCUAGAAUUGAAGUCUGUUGUAGAACGUUCUAGAAUUGAAGUCUGUUGUAGAACGUUCUAGAAUAGAAGUCUGUUCUGGAAUAGAAGUCUGUUGUAGAACGUUCUAGAAUAGAAGUCUGUUCUGGAAUAGAAGCGAUACCAUUUCUAGGGUUCUCAUAAUGUCUCAUCUUGUGCUGCCCUGAACCCAUUUCCUUGUGCAAUGCGUUGGUAGAGCAUCAGUGGCCUCUUACUAACACUUCUGGAAGAGGGGGAGGGAUGUAGUUAGUCACCCUGCCAAAGAACAGUCAGUUGAGUACUCAUCUGUGGAUUGGACUGUUCUGAUUGGACUAUAUUGUUCCCUACUGUUCAAUGUAUUCUGCAAUCUACGGCUUUCAUUACUACUGGAGUCUUAACGUUUGGUUUGUAAACACUGACGAUGUGAAUUUUUCCCAUGUCUUUCUUUUAAAUGGAAUGGCCACCAGAAAUACAGAAGUUCCUUUCUGUACAGGACGGUUAUGUGCAUGCGGCAAAAAGCCAUCUGAAAGCCAGCAGUAGCACCCAAAGCCAAAUGAGACAAGACACAGAGUUAACUUCUGAUCAGUUUAUCCUUGUAGGUCAGUGGGUAUUAAAGGGACAAUCUGCGAUUUGGUUAAUUAUUUUCUGACUUAAAUAAUGAUAUAAAAAAAAAUGUAUUAUAUAAUUUCAAACGGACCUGAGAGCUGUGUUACAGAGAUGGUGAAGCUAGUCUUUUUAAGGGUUAAAUUUGAUCAAAAGUAAAUUAACUAACAGCGGGUGAGUUUCCUGGAAGUUCGGUAGCGCUAAGAUCGCGUCCAUUGGCGGCAACGUGUGAAUGAUGUCAGUGUCGACAGACGGUACAAAGCUUUUGGGUAAAUCGCCCUCAUUGAAGGACGUAACAUAUCAUGAAAUGGAUGACGUUGUACCCAAUUGGAUGAGCACCACUUUCCAAAAAUACUGUCUGAAAAAAAUAUAUUAUAAUUAUUAUUAUUUUCCCCCCCAGGGGCCACAUUCGGUCUUCAACGAAGUCUGGAGGGCCGCACUGGAAGUAGAUUUCCUCGCUGUUAAAAUGAGCAAAAAGAUUGUCCUCAAACCAUCGUUUAGGGAAUUUCCGAUACUCCCUGACUGUCCAGCUUUAAUUUCAGUGAUUUUUAAUAGUGCGCUGGACACAGUCGAGGGAACUCUAUAAAUGUAGGUCUAUUAUGAUUACUACGUGACACCCCUGCUUUAAGGGGGGAGUGAAUAUCAGCAGACACUCGGCCCUCUGGGAACUGAGUCCCCUGGUAGACGGUGUAUAUACAUUCAUAGUAUUCCGAUCCAUUCAUCUGUCCACAUCUACACAUCGUCCACAUGUUACAUCAGACUUAUUCUAAAAUGGAUGAAAUUGUUUUUAUUCCCCUCAUCAAUCUACACACAAUACCCCGUAAUGACAAAGCAAAAAACAUUAUUUUAAAAAAAUGUUUUUUUGCCGAAUGUAUUACAAAUAAACUCACAUUUUACGUAAGUAUUCAGACCCUUUACUCAGUACUUUGAUGAAGCACCUUUGGCAGCGAUUACAGCCUAGAGUCUUCUUGGGUAUGACGCUACAAGCUUGGCACACCUGUAUUUGGGGACUUUCUCCCAUGCUUCUCUGCAGAUCCUCUCAAGCUCUGUCAGGUUAGAUGGGGAGUGUUGCUGCACAGCUAUUUUCAGGUCUCUCCAGAGAUGUUUGAUCGGGUUCAAGUCCGGCCACUCCGGGACAUUCAGAGACUUGUCCACGAAGCCACUCCUGCAUUGUCUUGGCUUUGUGCUUAGGGUUGUUGCUGCUGGUACCACCAUGCUUCACCGUAAGGAUGGUGCCAGGUUUCCUCUAGACGUGACGCUUGGCAUUCAGGCUGAAGAGUUCAAUUUUGGUUUUAUCAGACCAACUCAACUCUGUGUGUAUAUACAGUGUAGUUUGAAAGGAGAGCAGAGUUGGGGACAAUAGGAACGUGGACACUUGACUUGAGCUACGCUUUGAAUAACUUUUAAAAGAUCGGGACGAUUUGCGGGCAGAGUAAAAUACAUGAUAUCAAUAUUUAUUUCCUGUCAAUGUCGGAGUCUAAACUAUAGCCAUAUAUUUUCCAAUACACCGUGCUUCUCUGCACAAUACAUACAGUGCAUUCAGAAAGUAUUCAAGUAUUUGUAUAUACAGUGUAGUAUAGUAUAUAUACAGUGUAGAAAGAGCGAAUACUUUCCUGUAUCUUUGUAGUGACUGGGUGUAUUGAUACAACAUCCAGUGUCAUUCAUAAUUUCACCUCAAAAGGGAUAUUCAAUGUCUGCUUUUUAUUUAUUUGACCAAUCUACCAAUGGUUGCCCUUCUUUGCGAGGCACUUGAAAACCUCCCUGGUCUUUGUGGUUGGAAUUCACUGCUCGACUGAGGGAUCUUACAGAUAAUUGUAUGUGUGGGGUUACAGAGAUGAGGUAGUCAUUCAAUCAUCAAACCCCGUAAUUACAGAGUGAGUCCAUGCGACUUGUUAAGCACAUUUUUACUCCUGAACUUUAGCCAAAACAAAGGAGUUGAAUACUUAACAUUUCGGGCUUUUAAUUUUUUUAAAUAAUUUGUACAAAUUUCAAAAAACAUAAUUCAACUUUGACAUAAUGGGGUAUUAUGUGUAGGCUAGUGACAUCUCCUAUUUAAUCCAUUUUAAAUUCAGGCUGGAACAACAAAAUGUGGAAAAAGUCCAGGGGUGUGACGCCUUUCUGAAGGCUUUUUUUCUGAAGGCUUUUUAAAAUACAGUUUGAGCCUUCACACACGUCUGAGUCUAGUUGAGCGGAGAUAAGCAUUCUUGUUGGAACCAUGCUGGACAGGACGAUGUCAAAGGGAAAUAUCUGAGCCAGUAUGGUUUGGUUCGGCACGAUAGUGUGGAAAGGGUAUUUAUCGGACUGGUAUUAUUUAAUUCUGCUGCUUCAGAGGAUCUAGUCUUGCCCUAACCCUGCACUGGGUUCGCUGUUCUUGACUAAAGAAACGGGUUCAAGAAGAAGAAAGAAAAAAAAGACAAAUGUAUUUAUAUUAUUUAUUUUUUAUGUUCUUAGUGUAAAAUUAUGAGGAGGAUGAUACUGUAUGUUUGGAAAUUAUGCUUUUAUUGUUAAAUCAAUCAAUCAAAUUUCAAAUGUAUUUAUAAAGCGCUUCUUCCAUCAGCCUAAAACCACAAACAGCAAGCAAUGCAGGUGUAGAAGCAUGGUGGCUAGGAAAAACUCCCUAGAAAGGCCAGAACCUAGGAAGAAACCUGGAGAGGAACCAGGCUAUGAGGGGUGGCCAGUCGUCUUCUGGAUGUGCCGGGUGGAGAUUGUAACAGAACAUGGCCAAGAUGUUCAAAUGUUCAUAGAUGACCAGCAGGGUCAGAUAAUAAUAAUCACAGUGGUUGUUGAGGGUGCAGGUUAGCACCAGGUCAGCACCUCAGGAGUAAAUGUCAGUUGGCUUUUCAUAGCCGAUCAUUCAGAGUAUCUCUACCGCUCCUGCUGUCUCUAGAGAGUUGAAAACAGCAGGUCUGGGGCAGGUAGCACGUCCGGUGAACAGGUCAGGGUUCCAUAGCCGCAGGCAGAACAGUUGAAACUGGAGCAGCAGCACAACCAGGUGGACUGGGGACAGCAAGGAGUCAUCAGGCCAGGUAGUCCUGAGGCAUGCUCCAAGGGCUCAGGUCCUCAGAGAGAGAAAGAGAGAAUUGGAGAGAGCAUACUUAAAUUCACACAGGACACCGGAUAAGACGGGGAAAAUACUCCAGAUAUAACACUGACCCUAGCCCCCCGACACAAACUACUGCAGCAUAAAUACUGGAGGCUGAGACAGGAGCGGUCAGGAGACACUGUGGCCCCAUCCGACGAUACCCCCGGACAGGGCCAAACAGGCAGGAUAUAACUUUGCCAAAGCACAGCCCCCACACCACUAGAGGGAUAUCUUCAACCACCAAUUUACCAUCCUGAGACAAUGCCGAGUAUAACCCACAAAGACCUCCCCCACGGCACAACCCAAGGGGGGCCAACCCAGACAGGAAGAUCACGCAGUGACUCAACCCACUCAAGUCACGCAGCCCUCCUAGGGAUGGCAUGGAAGAGCUCCAGUAAGCCAGUGACUCCGCCCCUGUAAUAGGGUUUGAGGCAGAGAAUCCCAGUGGAGAGAGGGGAACUGGCCAGGCAGAGACAGCAAGAGCGGCUCGUUGCUCCAGUGCUUUUCCGUUCACCUUCACACUCCUGGGCCAGACUACACUCAAUUAUAGGCCUACUGAAGAGAUGAGUCUUCAAUAAAGACUUAAAGGUCGAGACCGAGUCUGCGUCUCUCACAUGGGUAGGCAGACCAUUCCAUAAAAAUGGAGCUCUAUAGGAGAAAGCCCUGCCUCCAGCUGUUUGCUUAGAAAUUCUAGGGACAGUAAGGAGGCCUGCGUCUUGUGACCGUAGCGUACGUGUAGGUAUGUACGGCUGGACCAAAUCAGAAAGAUGGGUAGGAGCAGGCCCAUGUAAUGCUUUGUAGGUUAGCAGUAAUACCUUAAUCAGCCCUAGGCUUAACAGGAAGCCAGUGUAGGGAGGCUAGCACUGGAGUAAUAUGAUCAAACGUUUUGGUUCUAGUCAGGAUUCUAGCAGCCAUGUUUAGCACUAACUGAAGUUUAUUUAUUGCUUUAUCCGGGUAUCUGGAAAGUAGAGCAUUGCAGUAGUCUAACCUAGAAGUGACAAGCAUGGAUUAAUUUUUCAACAUUUUUGGACAAAGUUUCUGAUAUUUGCAAUGUUACGUAGAUGGAACAAAGCUGUCUUUGAAACAGUGUUGAUAUGUUCGUCAAAAGAGAGAUCAGGGUCCAGAGAAACGCAGAGGUCGUUCAGUUUUAUUUGAGAUGACUGUACAACCAUCAAGAUUAUUUGUCAGAUUCAACAGAAGAUCUCUUUGUUUCUUGGGACCUAGUACAAGCAUCUCUGUUUUGUCAGAGUUUAAAAGUAUAACAUUUGCCACCAUCCACUUCCUUCUGUCUGAAACACAGGCUUCCAGGUAGGGCGAUUUUGGGGCUUCACCAUGUUUCAUCGAAAUGUACAGCUGUGUGUCGUCCACAUAGCAGUGAAAGUUAACAUUAUGUUUCCGAAUGACAUCAUCAAGAGUAAAAUAUAUAGUGAAAACAAUAGUGGUCCUAAAACGGAGCCUUGAGGAACACCGAAAUUUACAGUUGAUUUUGUCAGAGGACAAACUGAUAUGUAUCCGACAGAUAAGAUCUAAACCAGGCCAGACCUUGUCCGUGUAGACCAAUUUGGGUUUCCAAUCUCCAAAAGAAUGUGGUGAUCAAUGGUAUCAAAAGCAGCACUAAGGUCUAGGAGCACGAGGACAGAUGCAGAGCCUCGGUCUGACGCCAUUUAAAAGGUCAUUUACCACCUUCACAAGUGCAGUCUCAGUGCUAUGAUGGGGUCUACAACCAGACUGAUGCAUUUCGUAUACAUUGUCUUCAGGAAGGCAACGAGUUGCUGCACAACAGCUUUUUCUAAGAUUUGAGAGGAAUGGGAGAUUUGAUACAGGCCUAUAUAUUUUCUGUGUAAAGGUUAGGCUUUUUCAAGAGGCUUUACUGCCACUUUUAGUGAGUUUGGUACACAUCCAGUGGAUAGAGAGCCGUUUAUUAUGUUCAACAUAGGAGGGCCAAGCACAGGAAGCAGCUCUUUCAGUAGUUUAGUUGGAAUAGGGUCCAGUAUGCAGCUUGAAGGUUUAGAGGCCAUGAUUAUUUUCAUCAAUGUGUCGAGAUAUAGUAUUAAAAAAAAUGUAAGGGGCUCCCUUGAUCCUAGGUCCUGGCAGAGUUUUGCAGACUCAGGACAACUGAGCUUUGGAGUAAUACGCAGAUUUAAAGAGGAGUCUGUAAUUUGCUUUCUAAUGAUUAUGAUCUUUUCCUCAAAGAAGUUCAUGAAUUUAUUACUACUGAAGUGAAAGCCAUCCUCUCUUGGAAUGCUGCUUUUUAGUUAGCUUUGUGACAGUAUCAAAAAUACAUUUGGGAUUGUUCUUAUUUUCCUCAAUUAAAUUGGAAAAAUAGGAUGAUCGAGCAGCAGUGCACGGUAGUCUUUCCAAGCUAGUCGGAAGACUUCCAGUUUGGUGUGGCGCCAUUUCCGUUCAAAUUUUCUGGAAGCUUGCUUCAGAGCUCGGUUAUUUUCUGUAUACCAGGGAGCUAGUUUCUUAUGACAAAUGUUUUUAGGGGUGCGACUGCAUCUAGGGUAUUGCGCAAGUUUAAAUUGAGUUCCUCGGUUAGGUGGUUAACUGAUUUUUGUACUCUGACGUCCUUGGGUAGGUGGAGGGAGUCUGGAAGGGAAUUUAGGAAUCUUUGAGUUGUCCGAGAAUUUAUAGCACGGCUUUUGAUGAUCCUUGGUUGGGGUCUGAGCAGAUUAUUUGUUGCGAUUGCAAACGCACUGAGUCGAUGAUGGCUCCGAAAGCCUUUUGGAGUGGGUCUGUGGACUUUUCCAUGUGAAUAUUAAAGUCACCAAAAAUUUGAAUAAUAUCUGCCAUGACUACAAGGUCUGAUAGGAAUUCAGGGAACUCAGUGAGGAAUGCUGUAUAUGGCCCAGGAGGCCUGUAAACGGUAGCUAUAAAAAGUGACUGAGUAGGCUGCAUAGAUUUCAUGACUAGAAGCUCAAGACGAAAACUAAUUUUUUUCAUUGAAAUUUGCUAUCGUAAAUGUUAGCAACACCUCCGCCUUUGCGGGGUCAAUUCUUAUUUUAUUUUUUUUAAAUUUAAAUCGUUUUCUUAUUCCAGUGUUGUGUGUUUGUGUAUUCCCUUACGAAGAACAGUCUCCGUGUGUGAGAUGACAAGAUACUAUAUUGUGUAAUAGCAUAGCAGUCCUCUAUUGCAGGUGAACUGUCCUUUUUAAAUAAGGCUACUCUCCUGUAGUAGAACCUCCCAACCUGAAGGGGGUGUUGUGGUACAGGUCCUGGAUGCUAGAAUGUUCUGGCAUUAUUCAAGUUAAUGGGAUUCGUUUUCAGGUCUAUUACACGCCAUACGCGCAAACUUAGGCAUUAGCUUGGGGAGCUUACAAGUCUUCAAGGCCAAAUAGGUAUCCUGUACAAAAUGUAAAUUGUUAUUCUAAUGGUUGUCCAAUCACACAAACAAACUCAUAAUAGUAAGUCCUAACACCUGAAAGUGACCUCUGCUUUCUCUCCUUGUCCUCCAUGUGUUUAGCAAAGUGCAAGGGGGUCAGAGGCGGACUGGCAAUAGGGCGAUUCAGGCCAAUGCCAGGUGGGCUAGUCCAUCUUUAGCCCAGGUUGACUGGCUAAAUUGGGGUAUAUCGUAGAAUAAUUAUAAUGGGUCCUAAAGCAAAAAAGAUUACCUGUGUGGGAGCUUCAAAGAAUUAAUGGGCCAGUGUGUUAAAUGCCACGGCCGAUUUCUGGUCGCAGUCCGCCCCUGAAGGGGGGGUGUUUGUGCUGUGUCAAGGUCCAGGUUCAGACUUAUAUCUACAGUUCCUGCCAUGUCUCCUGUCCCCAGUAAAUAUAAUCAACGACAUUUAAAUUAAAACGGUCAAUAUAGUUCUCUGAAAUGUCCAAGACUGAGUGCUGUUUUAUCAGUUGUUCUCCAAUAGUCUUCUGAAUUACUGUAUUGGCCAUUAAAGAAUUGUGCCUUUUUUCUUUUUGUAUUUUUUUGGGGGGACCGACUGUUCUGUAAUUAAAAUGUAGUAUAUGAAGUUUUUUCUACUGUUUUCUUUGUUGGAAUUGGUGUGUGUGCAGUUUAAGUCGGAAGUUUACAUACACCUUAGCCAAAUACAUUUAAACUCAGUUUUUCACAAUUCCUGACAUUUUAAUCCUAGUAAAAAUGCACUGUUUUAGGUCAGUUAGGAUCACCACUUUAUUUUAAGAAUGUGAAAUGUCAGAAUAAUAGUAGAGAGAAUGAUUUAUUUCAGCUUUUAUCACAUUCCCAGUGGGUCAGAAGUUUACAUACUCGAUUAGUAUUUGGUAGCAUUGCCUUUAAAUUGUUUAACUUGGGUCAAAUGUUUCGGGUAGCCUUCCAAAAGCUUCCCACAAUAUGUUGGGUGAAUUUUGGCCCAUUCCUCCUGGCAGAGCUGGUGUAACUGAGUCAGGUUUGUAGGCCUCCUUGUUGCUAUCAGAAGCUUCUAAAGCCAUGACAUCAUUUUCUGGAAUUGUCCAAGCUGUGUAAAUGCACAUUCAACUUUGUAUGUAAACUUCUGACCCACUGGAAUUGAGAUUAAGUGAAAUAAUCUGUCUAAACAAUUGUUGGAAAAAUGAAUUGUCAUGCACAAAGUAGAUGUCCUGACCGACUUGCCAAAACUGUAGUUUGUUAACAAGCGAUUUGUGGAGAGGUUGAAUAAUGAGUUUUAAUGACUCCAACCUAAGUGUAUGUAAACUUCCGACUUCAAAUGUAUUACACACACGCAAUAAAAUUAUAUCAAUGAGA